Suillus fuscotomentosus is the source of this 352-nucleotide messenger RNA. RefSeq lists its product as uncharacterized. NCBI's taxonomy places the organism in Eukaryota, Fungi, Basidiomycota, Agaricomycetes, Boletales, Suillaceae. The transcript has a single exon. The record is from RefSeq and is a predicted model, not a curated record. The coding region runs from base 98 to 352 and encodes 84 amino acids.
AUAUAAAAGGGCUGGGUGAACGAGUUGAAUCCUUACCACUCUGGCCUUUUGGCUUAGAUCAAGUGUAGUAUCUGUUCUUAAUAGUUUAACCACUAUUAUGAGGGCACCGCCCUCAUUCUUUGGUUAUCAAAUUUUUGCCGCCCUUGUUUCUUCGAGCUCUGCUUGCAACUCGGAGGACAUGAUGACCUUGCUACUGCACUACUGGCCUGCGUCGUCGGGGGUUUCCCUUUUGGAUUUCGGUUUCUCUUUGUUUGGUAACUACUCCAUAGUCUCUUGGCUAUGUAUGGUGCCCGGCAAACAGAAUUCGUACUUCACGCGCACGGAAAUGUUAUCACCAGACCAGGGGGCAUGA